GUUUUUGUUAGUCUUGAGAUAGAGUGCUACGAGUACUAUUUAUAUUUUAUUUAUAUCGGUCGAUUUAGUACCACUUAUACUCCUUUUUCACCUUUGAUAUCACUAAUAAUAUUUUUGCAGUAAAAAAAUAAAAAAACACAAGCUGAGUUUACCCAUAAUAAUAUUCAUGCACAAGAAUGAGAUCCAUCAAAGAGAUGCAUUACAUGUAGAGUGUACUCCUAUAUGUUAUGAUGCAGUCCACACUAGAGAAUUAACAUGCGGUUUCUUUCUUCAAUUCCCUGCUUUUCUUUCUUUUGUAUUCACAAGUACAAAACAAACAAUCCCUUGUAACGGUUUUAUCCCACCCACACUCCUUCAUAGUACAGUACUAAGUAAUUUGCCUCAUUCCCCUAAUCCCCUUCAACCACUUUUGUCCCAAAAUUGAAAACAAUAAUAGUGUGAUAGAAAAAGAGAUUCUACAUAUUGCUAGUCUUAUUCUCAAAAAUUGCACACAUAUGUAACCUUUAACACCAAAUCUCUCAACAAUACACACAAACCUCUGUACUCAACAACUCAGCCAUGCCACCAAAGUUGGGAAGACCAAGGAAGCAGAAAAGGAAGAACAACUUGGAUGGGCCUGGAAACAUUUCCCACUCUGAAUCAACCACCAACAGGAAGAACACAGUAAAGUUAGAGUCUUCGGGUUGGGAUUGCCCUCUAUCUGCCAGAAGGGUUUUAAUUCCAAAUUCAACGCCGAUUUCUGGUCUCCGCCGCUCCUCCAGAUUAUCUACAAGGUGUAUUGAAAAUGGAACAACAUCUCUUGAGCAGGUGGGGGGAAUACAUGUUGAAAAUUCAAUAGUAAGGAUACCCGAGAAGGCGGGGGAAUUAGGUGAGCCCGAAAUGUCAUUGUCCAAUAAUUCAAAUCAAAUUGUUGGACAAAAUGAUUUGGAAGCAGAAGGUAUCCCUCUUGAGCAAGAGCCUUUGGUAGGAGAAAUUCAAGCUUUAAAUAAGUUUGAGGAGAUAACGGUUAACGAUAAUAGGAAGUCUAUUUCAAGGGCUGGAUGUUCAUCUCAAUCUGUUAGUCUCAAAUUAACUGAAAUGGUUGGCAUGAUUGGAGAGGAAGAUGAUGAUGAGGUUGAUUCUAAUAUACAAAGUUGGCUUGAGGACACGGUUAAUGGAUAUCACGUGAAGCCAGAAUUCAUGCCGAUAUUAAGGAAGAUUAUCGGCAAGCAUGGAGAUAUUGCGAAGAAUUGUGCCGCAGAGUCAGUGGUAUACCGUUCAGCAUUGUUGGAGAUGAUCUGUGGAAUCAUAUCAGAGUUGGACAAAAUGGAUGUCGCCAACAUCACAGGAAAAGACUUGAAAAAGAAGAUUAGUCUAGUUGAUGAAAUAAAAAUGAUGGAAGUUGAGGUUGAGUGGCUUCACACUAGGCUAACUGAGAUAUUUGAGGCAAGGCAGAUUCUUAAGCAAAGUGGCAAGCUGAAGGAGAAAUUAGACAGCAAUAAGGAGUCCAUUGAAAUUGCUGAGAGUGCAUUGCAGGAAUGCGAAACAGCGAAGAAGAAGUUGAAAGCAAUAUGUGAUAAGGAGGCUCUUUGGAAAGAAAGAUUGGCUAGAAGCCAGGAUGAGUGUACCAAGACAUAUCAAGAAAUCAAAAGUGCCAGAUCUAGAGUCAAACAAUUUCUUAAUUGUUCAUUGGUUGAUGAUUUGCUUUAGUAUGUUCAAUUACAUUUUUCAUUUUCUGUUUUCUUCAUGGUUGUGAUUUUAAGAUUUCUUACUGCAUUUAUAACUGUAUUUCGAACUCAUGCAUGACUUGAACAAUCACUCAUGGUAUUUGGUUUCAUAGUAGUAGCCAAGUAUUUAUGCAUGGUGAUUUGAAUUUCCAUAUGAAUGAAUGUGCCUUAUAGAUUUGUUUA
Messenger RNA from Trifolium pratense (red clover), 1889 nucleotides. RefSeq lists its product as uncharacterized. The transcript has 2 exons. The record is from RefSeq and is a predicted model, not a curated record. Lineage: Eukaryota; Viridiplantae; Streptophyta; Magnoliopsida; Fabales; Fabaceae. Bases 559 to 1689 code for a protein of 376 amino acids.